AAAAAAGUCACUCACAGUGGUCAGGAGAGCUGAAUUUUAAUCCUCUGGCCAAAACACUGUGUAACCUUGGACCAGUGCUCUGCCCUCGGUAUCUCUGCCUGUCUGCACUAUGGAGUUAAAAAUUACAGUGCUUGUACGGACGCUGCAAGAACGAGAUGUGCGUUCCAAAUGGGAGUAUGAUGAAAGCCAUGUGAUUACAGCCCGUCUCGUGAAGAAGAGGGCAGGUGAAUAUCUUAUUCCGGAGUCUGUGGAUCUGGAGUGUGUGGAAUACUGUGUGGUGUAUGAUAACAACACCAGCUCCCUGAAGGGAAUCCCAAAAGGUGACAAUGAUGAUGACAACACUGAUGAAGGCGAUCAAGGAAUUGUGCUUGGAGCUGCCGUUGAGUGUGGCAGAACCCUGACUCACCUCACCCGCCACCCCAUCCAUAUCCUGAGAGGAGGCUACGAGAGCUUCUCGGCCAUGUACCACUUCUUCCGGACACAGAAGACCAUCUGGAUGCCGCAGGAACUGGAUGCCUUCCAACCGUACCCUGUUGAGAUAAUGCCAGGCAGGAUCUACCUGGGAAAUUUCAGGCAAGCCUGCGACCCUAAAAUUCAGAAGGAUUUGAAAAUCAAAGCACAUGUCAACGUCUCCAUGGAGACAGGGCCGUUUUUUGUAGGUGACGCCGACAAGCUUCUGCACAUCCAGAUAGAAGAUUCCCUGGAAGCCAACAUUACACCCUUUUUACGCCACCUCUGUCACUUCAUUGAAGUUCACCUGGAGCUUGGCUCUGUCAUCCUGGUCUUUUCCACCAUGGGCAUCAGUCGCAGCUGUGCGGCCAUCUUGGCCUACCUUAUGCACCGAAAUGAGCAGACCCUGAAGAGGUCCUGGGCCUACGUCAAGAAGUGUAAAACCAACAUGCGUCCAAAUCGGGCUUUGGUGGCUCAGCUGUCAGAGUGGGAGAAGGUUGUCCUUGGAGACAUCGUCACAGACAUCUUGGAUCCACUCUACUGAUUUUCUCUGUGGCUCAGCUAUGGGUCCAGAAGAACCUGCCUUGGGAGCUUUUUGUGGGUAGUGGGCCAGGGUGUGUAACCAGGAAUGAGAAGGCCUUUGCUGCCUGGAGCCUUGUGUCGGCCUCCCGCAGUGGUUCUUCCCAGGUUCCUCAUUUGUGCCAGCACAGGAGGUGCUCAGACUCAGCGAGAACCCCCAUCCCUGGGGAAUCCUGGACCCACCCCCACUGCACUCCUGAGGCUGCUUCUGGAGGAGCAUCUGGCUGCCAGAGCAGCUGCCGCUCAUGUCCCCCGUAACGUGGACCCUUUGGAGGCUGCCUGGUGGGAGCGCCAAGGGUUCCCCCAGCCUUGUGUUGCUCCACAGGGGAUGUCACAAUGCCCAUCCAUGGGUGGAGAUCCCCCAGCCCCA
Eubalaena glacialis (North Atlantic right whale) is the source of this 1399-nucleotide messenger RNA. RefSeq names its product serine/threonine/tyrosine interacting like 1 (gene STYXL1). Gene Ontology annotation, molecular function: pseudophosphatase activity; protein tyrosine/serine/threonine phosphatase activity; protein phosphatase binding. Gene Ontology annotation, biological process: positive regulation of intrinsic apoptotic signaling pathway; negative regulation of cytoplasmic stress granule assembly; protein dephosphorylation. The coding region runs from base 110 to 994 and encodes 294 amino acids. Gene Ontology annotation, cellular component: mitochondrion. The transcript has 8 exons. Lineage: Eukaryota; Metazoa; Chordata; Mammalia; Artiodactyla; Balaenidae. The record is from RefSeq and is a predicted model, not a curated record.